Molecule: messenger RNA, 456 nt
Organism: Hydra vulgaris (swiftwater hydra)
Lineage: Eukaryota; Metazoa; Cnidaria; Hydrozoa; Anthoathecata; Hydridae
Source: RefSeq, a predicted model, not a curated record
AUGGACCAAGGAAAUGAAGAUACCUGCGAUUCGGAUCCUAAUAAUGACAGUGACGGUAAAAAUGAAGAAAUGGUUGAAGAUCCUCCUAUUCCUGCUGUAUUGCCAUUUCUUCAUGUUGGUUUUUUAAAAUUUGACCAAACAACACAGCAACCUAUCAUGUCGCAAAGUCUUAGAACUGAGAUCAUAGUUCGCGGAUCUAACUUAUUUCAAAACAGGAACGUCCUCCUGAGUAUGCAACAAGCUUUUCUUGCAAACUCAAGAGGACGUUUAAUGAACUCGACGUGGUUCAAACAACGACUUGCAAAUGGUAAUGAAUUGGGUCGUUCGUGGUUGUUAUAUUCACCAGUUAACGAAGCGGCUUAUUGUUUCUGUUGUUUACUAUUUCCAACUUCCAGCUUAUAUUCACAAUCUUCCUUUGAAUUAGCUAGUGGAUUCACUAACUGGAGACACACAUAA